AUGAGAAUGAUAAGGCUUUUGUUAGCCCUUUUGCUGCCAAGCUGCGCCUUCGCAAAGACUGUAACGAUUACUGUACGGGAAAACUUCACACAAUCAUGUCCAAACGUUAAAUCGGACAUCAUUGAUCGCUCGUCGGUGAAAUUUAAUUUCGAAAUGAUUCCCAAUGAAGACGACGAGAACGACGAAGAUGACGAAAGGGAAACGGACCAGGUUAUUCUCACUGAUCUCAAUGGUCAGUCACGAUCAAUAUCAUUUCCUGGAUGCUAUCGUGUCAAACUCUCCUUCAAAAUGAACCGACCCAUCGAAAAUCCGUAUAUCGAAGCGUUUUUACAACUUGGACAAAAUAUACCUUGCCGUUCGGAAGGUCGCACUUUGGUCUCAAACAUCUGUACGAAUAUUACGAAGACAAACUGGUGUCCACAAAGUGGAAAUGAUGAGCUUAGACGUAUGCUAGUCAAUAAAGAAACAUGUCAAUUCUGUCAUGUUUGUGACACCAUCAAAGAGGAAACGCGCAAAGAGACUAGCGAAUGGAAACAGUAUGUGUUUAAUGAGGGUUCGGAAAAAUGCGAUACAAGGGAGGAUCGACAAACACUCCGAUUUAAGAUGUGUGCACCAUCGCGUCGUGAGUUAAAUGAAAAACAUGGCGAUGCUCGCGAUAAAUUGCAAGAAUACUGGAACUAUCUCAAACAGGGUAUCCUGACGGCUGUAGUCCAUGUCAUGGAUCGGUCCGAACUGGAAAAUUCCAAACGCGAUCAGUGCCAGAAAAUGUGUAAUACUUAUACAAAUAAGCGCGGCAUCAGCAACUCAUACCGGAACACUUUGCUAAAGUCGAUCGAGUCACAGUGCACACCAAGAGAUCAGUAUGCCGCAUGUGUUUACCAUACAGUCAAAUUUGACAUUGAUGGAGAUUUCUAAUUUUAUAAGAGCAAUAGUCACUUAUUUAUUGAUUGAAUUGAUACUUAAUGCGAGAUCAUGGUAAAGAUCUGAUCAUAGUGUCUCUAUAUUGUUACGUGCAAUUGCGGUUGAGUAAAUUGUUAUUUGAUG
Molecule: messenger RNA, 1044 nt
Organism: Cylicocyclus nassatus
Lineage: Eukaryota; Metazoa; Nematoda; Chromadorea; Rhabditida; Strongylidae
Source: the annotation of a GenBank genome assembly